GACUGUGAAGUCUACAGAAGCGGGUCUGUCACCGCUGCUCCUCCGGAAGCUCCGCCCACGCCGCAGCACAUGACGAUGAUGCUGUCAGGGGAGGGCGUGGCUCCGGCACAAUAGUGGUGACUGUCAGGUAGAGCCGGUGGGUGAUCCUCGGACAGUGUCAGGCCUGAGAGUUCCUGCGCCCCAGGAGCCAAAACCAUGUUGGGCUCUGGGUUCAAGUCUGAGCGGCUUAGGGUGAAUUUGAGACUUGUUAUAAACAGACUGAAACUCCUGGAGAAAAAGAAAACUGAGCUGGCACAGAAGGCCAGGAAGGAGAUUGCAGACUACUUAUCCACUGGAAAGGAUGAGAGAGCGCGGAUCCGGGUGGAGCACAUUAUCCGAGAAGACUACCUGGUGGAGGCCAUGGAGAUCCUGGAACUGUACUGCGACCUGCUCCUGGCACGGUUUGGAUUAAUCCAGUCUAUGAAAGAGCUGGAUCCAGGCCUGUCUGAAGCAGUCUCCACACUGAUCUGGGCUGCCCCACGUCUACAGACAGAAGUCUCCGAGCUGAAAAUAGUUGCUGACCAGCUGUGUGCUAAGUAUAGCAAAGAAUAUGGCAAGCUGUGCAGGACAAACCAGAUUGGGACGGUCAACGACCGGCUGAUGCACAAGCUGAGUGUGGAGGCUCCUCCGAAGAUCCUGGUGGAGAGAUACCUAAUUGAGAUAGCGAAGAAUUACAAUGUUCCCUAUGAACCGGACUCUGUUGUUAUGGCUGAAGUUCCCAUAGGAGUGGAGGCUGAUCUCAUAGAUGUCGGAUUUUCAGAUGACAUAAAGAGAGGUGGUGGUGGUGGAGGAGGAGGAGGCGGUGGCUUCGGUGUGCCAUUGCCAACAGUGGGCGCUAUGCAGAUGCCUACACCCACCAUACCGUUCUCUUACCCUGCGCCUGGUGGCCCGGAGUCCUUCAACGGACCAGCUGUGGGAAUCUAUCAGCCUUUUGGUCACCAGCAUCCUCCGGCCAUGGGGUUUGGGCCACCACCGAUCCCGGAUAUGCCUCCGACAUAUGAAGCUGUUGGCAAUGAUGGGCCACGUGCAAACGCUCCUCCUGCUCAAGAUGGUCCAGGAUAUAAUGGGCCACCAGUCGCUAAACCGCGGUCCAAAAUGCCAGACAACUUUGUUCUUCCUGAGCUCCCCUCUGUCCCUGACACACUCCCCACCGCUUCUGCUGGAGCAGGCACUUCUAAUUCUGAAGAUAUUGAUUUUGAUGACUUGUCACGUAGAUUUGAGGAGCUGAAGAAGAAAACCUAAGACUUGGGAUCCAGUCUCUACUACUCUCUGUAAACUUACUGAACUUUUCAGAGGAGAAAUCUAAAAUCUUAAAACACUUGUUUGUAAAGUAUACACAGAGCAUUUCCUUGCUCCUCUUAAGAGUCCUUUGUAUUAGGGAGAAAGUGGCUACCCACCAAUGCAAGUCUGGACGUUUUCAUUAUCCCUGCACUGAAAGUCAGGCUUUUGCAGGAACGGGUGAGAGCGAUCAAUGCAUAAAGCAAUUUGGUAACCCGAGGCUUCCGGCCAUAAGUCCACACCAGAAACCUAUUUCCCCAAAGUCGUCAUCAUCUCUGUGUUGCCCAUGAACAUAAGAGCUCCGUUUGGAUAUGUCAUAAGACAAAACACAAAGGAAUUCAUUCUACUAAUGAGUUGCUCACGCUACUUGAUUUUGUAAUCUUUGUACAUAACAUUUACAAACAGCUGUUGGGCUUGUUUUGUGCAUGUAUUUCUUUAUAAUAAAGCUGGGGCCUUCUUGAA
Messenger RNA from Pseudophryne corroboree (corroboree frog), 1779 nucleotides. Its product is annotated as IST1 homolog. The record is from RefSeq and is a predicted model, not a curated record. NCBI's taxonomy places the organism in Eukaryota, Metazoa, Chordata, Amphibia, Anura, Myobatrachidae. Bases 196 to 1281 code for a protein of 361 amino acids. Gene Ontology annotation, biological process: protein transport. The transcript is spliced from 10 exons.